Molecule: messenger RNA, 1767 nt
Organism: Naegleria fowleri
Lineage: Eukaryota; Heterolobosea; Eutetramitea; Acrasida; Naegleriidae
Exons: 2
Coding region: 1-1767 (588 amino acids)
Biological process (GO): activation of GTPase activity
Molecular function (GO): GTPase activator activity
Source: RefSeq, a predicted model, not a curated record
AUGUCUGCCAAAGCACAAUCGGCCCCCAUAAAUUUUCAAUCACCACCACAAAAUCAUCAUCACCAUCAUGAGGAAGAACAGGAACACCACCAUGUGGUGGUUGAUGAUGGUUCUUUAUCGGUGAGCACCAUGGAGCAAAGAAGGAAGAGCGGAGAAGGCAUGCAGUCCUCUUCAUCACAACCCCAACACAUCCGAUCCUUUUCAAACCAAGGGAUUGGUUCAACCUCUCCUGGUAACGGUGAUGGACUCUUUUCUAAAAUAUCAAAAUAUUUCAAAGCAACACCUCCUACACCUAUAGUACAAAACGAAUCCUCAUCACAAUAUUCUCCUUCACUGGGAAACAACAGUUCAUCAUCAGCCAUUACAUCCUCUAAUACAAUAUCAAGCAAUAGUAAUAAUAACGGAAUACUCAGUAACAGCAUUGGAAAUACUAAUACUGCCGAUUAUUAUCAGCAAAAACAAAAACAACUUCAGAAGAAACAAAAGAAAAAGGGACCCCCUAAACCUGGUACCAUGACAAAGGUUAUCGGUGCUUCAUUCCCUCUGGAAGCCAUUUCCGAACAAAUUGGAGUUUUCCCAACAACAAGCAACGAACACGAUGGUGGACAUUCUUUCAGUGAAUUAUCCAGUUCUCAAACAAGUUCUUCAAAGAAUGGAGUGUUUGAUCCCUUUGCUGACUCUGAACUAUCUAGAUCUUCGAUUGGAAGCGACAGUGCUUCCACGCCCACUUCUUUUGUAAUCAGAAAUUCAGGAAAUAUCAGCAAUUAUCUUAGCGAUGAUGAAGGAGUAUCCGAAUCAAAGAUUGAACGAUUUAGACAGUUGUUAAAUACACAAGAGGACAUUGAUGUUGAUGGUUUACGGAAACUCAGCUGGAGAGGCAUUCCUUCUUCCGUCAGAGCCAUGGUUUGGAAGCUUCUGUUGGGCUACAUGUCGUGCAAUCGAGAAAGAUCCGAAAAAAUUAUUGCGAGAAAGAGAAAAGAAUACCUAGAUUAUGUGGCAAAAUAUUAUAAUGAGGAGCACUUACAGAAAACAGAACAAGAGACUGCACUUCAAAAACAAAUACAUAUUGAUGUACUAAGAACAAAUCCCGAUCUUCAACUCUUCCAACAUCCAAGAAUUCAAAAUUGUUUGGAGAGAAUAUUGUAUAUUUGGAGUAUAAGACAUCCUGCCAGUGGUUAUGUUCAAGGUCUAAACGAUCUUGUGACACCUUUUAUGAGUGUAUUUUUAUAUGACAUGAUGAAGUGUGACAUUUUAUCGUGUGAUCCUGACCAGAUUCCAGAGGAAAUUUUGGAGUCAAUGGAAUGUGACAGUUUUUGGUGCUUUACUCAAUUUAUUGAUUUUAUACAAGAUCAUUAUACGUUUGCACAACCAGGAAUACAGCGAAUGGUCAACAAGCUUGAAGAAAUUAUUCAAAAAAUUGAUGCACCUUUGUUCUCACACUUACAAAGCAACAAUCUAGAAUUUAUUCAGUUUGCAUUCAGGUGGAUGAAUUGUCUCCUCAUGCGAGAGGUAUCUCUUAAAUUAAUUGUAAAACUUUUCGAUGCCUACAUUGCAGAGGGUGAUGACUUUGAAAGCCUGCAUGUAUACGUUUGUGCUGCCUUCUUAAAAUCAUGGAGUGAGAAAUUGCAGAAAAUGGAGUUCACAGAAAUGGUUCUGUUUCUUCAACAUUUACCCACACGGCAGUGGACCUUUAACGAAAUGGAUCUUCUCCUUUCUCAAGCAUACAUGUUGAAGGUUCUUUAUGAUGGAAAUAAUCAUCUGAACUAA